GGCAACUUCGCUACAGGAACCGACAGAUCUCUUUAACAAAACGAUUUUAAAUACAGGCUGGCAAAUACUUUUUUUUCUUUACACCAAGUCAUGAUGUCAUCCCAAAUUUUAGUGUCGCGACCCCAUUUUGACACGCGGAUCGUGGCACAGAAUGGCUCACAACCACCGGUCACAAACCCGGAGACCACCGUUAAGGAAAACGUUUACGCGGGGACAUCCGCCGGUCUGGCCACUGCGGGCUACCGGAGCGCCAAAUACACCCCCGGAGAGUGGAUCAACAAUAACUCUGAUAUAUUAACCCGAGCAGUUGCGAACCGAAACCACGCGGAGAAUAUUUGCAACGAGUCCAAAACGCUGAAAGCGGACACCGACGCCGGGACUUUACGCACGCAGACUGAGGGCACCAAACAGCUGGGCGCGCGGCUGCAGGACAUCCACCGCUAUAGAUCCGAGUUGGAGCUGUUUAUCGAGCGGCUGAACGCAGAAACAGACCUACUGAUUGGCUGCAGGAGGCGGCUGGAAAAAGCGCUGGACGCCACGGAGAUCCCCUUCGCCAUCGCCACCGAUAACCUGACCUGCCGAGAGAGACGCUUCGGACCGGAUCUGGUGGAGGACCAGGUGGAAGAGGAACUUCUAAAGGAGGUGGAGCUGAUUAGAAGCAUCCAGGCCCUGCUGAAGAAAACUCUGGAUCAAACCCUCAACCAGAUCAGGCUGAACCGGGACGUGAAGCAGACUCUUGAGUUAGACUGGUCUGACAAACAGCAGGCAUACAGUCUGGAUGACCAGUGUGGACGCUAUAACAACAGGAGCACGGACACACAAUGGCAUCCCAGCUCAGCAGUGCUGCAGGACCAGGUGUGUGAUGAGGAGGUGUGGCGUAAGUUUACUUGGGAUAACCUGCGGCUGGCAGAGAGAGAGGAGGUGGCGAGCCAGGCCUUGAGGCGGCUGUCUGAGCGGGUGCUGCAGGAGACGGCUGAGGACCUGCGGGCACAGUGUGCCACUGUAGAUCAGGCAUUCAUUCAGCGCUGCAUGGAACUGAGCCAGGCCAAAACACAGCUGGAGCUGCACCUGGGACAGAUUCUGGAUCAGAUCGGGGCUCAGGAGAGGAAUAUCUCAUACUUGCAGCAAGCUGUCUAUGAUAAAGAAGCUCCACUCAGAGUGGCUCAAUCCAGGUUGCAUUACCGGACCUUCAGACCCAACAUGGAGCUGUGCCGAGACCAGCCGCAGCUCAGUCUGUUAGGUGAAGCAUCAAAUCUCAGCAGUACAGUAUCAGCCCUGCAGCAGCAGCUCUAUGAAGCGCGCAAAUCUUUGUCUGACCUGGAGGAGAGUCGAAUGACCCUGGAGAAAGACAUCGCUUGCAAAACAAACUCUCUCCUCAUCGACCGAGAGAAGUGUAUGACGCACCGCACACGCUACCCUACCAUCACAGCGCUGUCUGGAUACUGACACACUCUCAUAAUAUUCCCUCCUCAACAGGACAUCUGGGUCUGUUAGACAGUGACUUCCAGUGGCCUGCAGUGUGUGUGUCCAUAUUCUGUUUUGUUGUUGUUGUUUUUUUGCAGUGAUUAUAUUUGUCCUCUGGUUUUAAAGAAAAUGCUUUUAAAGAUUUUUUUUUUUCAAAAGCAAUCAUUCUAGUAUUAAAUGAUAUAUUAUUAUAAUAUUUAUUAAAUGUUUUAUUGUGUCUCUUA
Megalobrama amblycephala (Wuchang bream) is the source of this 1688-nucleotide messenger RNA. It is a transcript of the gene tekt4, whose product is annotated as tektin 4. The transcript is spliced from 6 exons. Gene Ontology annotation, biological process: cilium movement involved in cell motility; cilium assembly. Bases 91 to 1446 code for a protein of 451 amino acids. Gene Ontology annotation, cellular component: microtubule cytoskeleton; nucleus; sperm flagellum. NCBI's taxonomy places the organism in Eukaryota, Metazoa, Chordata, Actinopteri, Cypriniformes, Xenocyprididae. The record is from RefSeq and is a predicted model, not a curated record.